This is a messenger RNA of Theileria annulata, 3318 nucleotides long. Its product is annotated as 26S proteasome regulatory subunit, putative. Gene Ontology annotation, biological process: proteasome-mediated ubiquitin-dependent protein catabolic process. The coding region runs from base 1 to 3318 and encodes 1105 amino acids. The record is from RefSeq and is a predicted model, not a curated record. The transcript is spliced from 2 exons. Gene Ontology annotation, cellular component: proteasome storage granule; nucleus; proteasome regulatory particle, base subcomplex. NCBI's taxonomy places the organism in Eukaryota, Apicomplexa, Aconoidasida, Piroplasmida, Theileriidae.
AUGAGUAAAAAUAAAGAAAAUCUGAGUGAAGUUGAUGCAGCAUAUAAGGAGGAGCUGGAUUCCUUGGUGUUGGAUCUGCUUAAUAGAGAUUUAUGCAGCCCCGAGUCCGAAUCUAUCUUACUUAAGCUCGUUGAUCACGCAACAAACGACUUUGGGAAUAUUUCGACAAUCCCGAAAUCACUCCAGUUCUUAAUUUCACACAAAGUUGCACUAGAUGAAUAUUAUAAACGCUACACACUAAAAAACGGACAAGAUAACUUUCCACUCGUGCUUCUACUUGAAAUUAUUAGUUUCCUGGACGCGAUCAAUCUGAAUGAUUCAGCAAAUAACGGUAAUUCUAGUGAAGAUCAUGGGUCCAGUAAGGUCCCCGAAGCUCCCUCGUUUAAGUUACUUUUAUAUAAACUUGAGGCUAAUUUAAUAGCUCAACGUCUAAACAAUCUUGUUUCAUCAGACUGUCACCCAGAAACAGCUCAAAAUGCGUUAAAAAAUGGUGUAAAUAAUGUUAAUUCUGAGUUAGGAGGCGACACGACUCAGUAUAAACAUAGUAAAACACCAGUCCUAAGCGAUGUAGCAAAGAAGAUGUUAAGUGAAAGAAAGGUUAGUGACUGGGGAAAUGAAUACUUAAUAUCACUUUCAUCUCAAAUAGUCUCAUAUUACUCAACACUCUCAACCAGACAAUUCCUCUCAAAUAACGCAAUCAACGUGAGUAAUCUUAAUAAUAACACUGUCAAUUUCCCCGACAGUGUUAAUUUAGUAAAUAACGCAGAUGGUGUCAAGAAGACAGUGGUUGGAGAGGUAAAUACAGGUUUAGUAAUAUUCGAGAGCUUGAAGUUGAUUGAGGAGAUGACGUCGUACUGGUUAGCGAACGGGUUUGAGUUUGACGCCAUUGAUUUGUUGCUGGAGGUUGACAGGAUCGAAUCGUUGGAGGACAAGUGCUCAGAUGACUACGAUCUGGUGACUAGAGUCUCAAGUUAUUUGGCCGCAGUUUCAGCAUAUGGCGCCACUUUAACUGAAACCUGUAGAAUUUUAACUGUUACUUAUAACAUACUGCUGAGAAAUGGCCGAUAUUUAGAGGCCACAAGAGUUGCACUUAAACUUAACCAAUAUGACAAGGUUAUAGAAGUGCUAAACAAGUGCAAAGAUAUUAAUACACUGAAGCAAAUUGCGCUAUUUCUAGGCUCAAAUCAUUUAUUUAUACCAAGUCUAACAGAUGCCUCAUCAAACACUGGGAUGAACCUGGAUAUUGAUAUUGAUUACACGGUGGUAUACCUAAAUAGUGGAGAGAAUAGGAGUAGUUUAUUCCUGUCACUCUGUAAGGAGCUGGACAUUCUGGACCCUAAACACCCAAAUGACGUAUUCAAAGGGUAUCCUUCAAAGAGUAACUUGAACUUAACGCAGUCAAUUUCUGGAGUCUCGAUCGAUUCAGCACGCGACAACCUUUCCUACACUUUUGUUAAUUCUUUCAUAAAUUGUGCUAGUUCAAAAGACAAGCUUAUUACGACCAGUACUCAAUCAGAUAAGGAUAGUUCAGCCACUAAUGAGCAGGAAAGUUCCAAGGAUAAGAGUGGAGAACCUGAUUUCUGGCUAUUUAAACAUCAAGGAUACGGAUUAUUAUGCGCCUCAGCGAGUUUGGGGUUAAUUCAUCUGUGGAAUUUGGAUGAGGGUUUGUCGGAGAUUGACAAGUACCAGUACAGCACAGACCAGUACAUAAGGUCAGGCUCGUACUUUGCAUUUGGACUUGUUAGCUGCGGAGUGGCGUCGGAACUUGACCCAGUCCAGGGCCUUCUGGUGGAUAAGUUGGACUCGACUAAUUUUCUAGAACGUUUAGGAGCAAUUCUAGGCCUGACGUUCGCUUACUCAGGCACUAACCGCAACGACAUGCUUGAGCUUCUGACGCCACACGUCGUGGACCUGAGCUCAAUUGAGUGUUCACUUUUCAGCAGUUUGGCGCUUUCAGUAAUUUUCGUAGGGACAGGGAACCAAGAAUCCUCAGAGGCCAUUUUGCAGGUGCUAAUUGAGUACAUAUCAUCACACACAGACUCAACUCCUAACCUAAAAUAUGUAAGAAUGUAUUUGUGCUCAUUAGGGUUGUUACAAAUGUGCAGAGGAGAACUUUGCGAGCCCGUUUUGGAUGCCUUGAGUGUUUUGGGAAAGUAUGAAAAGGUCGCAGUAACGCUAGUCGAAUCAUUCGCCUACGCCACUUCCGGUGACGUUCUUAAAGUACAAACUUUAUUGAAAAAUUGUUCAGCAACUUCUACUACUAGUACGAAUGCCAGUAAUACCACUGCUGCUAAUACAGACAGUGAUACUAAUACUAACACUGCCGGUAAUAUAGAUGGUACCGGAAAUAUCAGGGAUACCGAAACUAAUGCCACUGGUACCACUAAUGUUAAUAGUACUAAGGAUACUAAUGCUGGUGACAAUAACACGAACAGUGGCACAAAUACUAAUGGUAAUACGGAUAACACAAAUGCUGAAACAAGUAAUAGUGGUGGCGAAGGUAAUGCGGCGAAGGAGGAUAAUAGUGUCGAUAAUGAGUUGUAUGGAGUGAGCAUAUUGUGUAUAUCAUUAUUGAGCAUGGGAGAGAGUAUAGGCUCGAGUAUGCUGGUGAGGUUAUUGGAACACCCAUUACAGUGCGGAACAGUACAUGAAAGAAGAGCCGUUCCACUUGCAAUUGCGUUAGUGAAUGUUUCAAACCCUGCACCAGCAAUCGUCUCAGCACUCUCAAAACUGUCACACGAUACCGAUAAGGACGUCUCACUGUGCGCCAUUUUGGGGCUUGGACUAGUAGGAGCAGGAACCAAUAAUUCAAGGAUCUCACAACUGCUCCAAAACAUCGCAAAACAUAGCUACAGAGAUUCCACGCUGAUGUACGUCCUAAGAAUCAGCGUGGGACUCUUGUUCAUGGGGAAGGGAACACUCACACUCACUCCACUCCACUCAGACUCCUUUAUACUGAAUAAAACAUCACUGGCAGGUCUAAUAAUCACUCUUUUUUGUGCUUUGGAUCUACGCUCACUGGUGUGUGAGGAGUUCCCAUUUCUGCCCUUCUUCCUCGCGCUUGCAGUCAGACCCAAGUGGCUGAUCACGCUUAACCAGGACCUGGAGGUCGUUCACAUCCCAGUCAGGGUCGGCACUGCAGUUGACACCAUUGGCACAGCUGGAAAGCAGCGUAAAAUCUCUGGCUUCCAAACUCACAAGUCCCCAGUCCUCAUUGGAGUUGGCGAACGUGCAGAACUGGCCACUGAGGAAUUUGAAACCUUCACACCAUUUCUGGAAGACAUUGUUCUCACAACCCAAGUUUCUCAUGAUCACUAA